AUGCGCGGUGCAAGCAUCGUCCUCUCCGCGGCCGUCGCGUCGGCGCUCGGGGCCAACCCGGUCAUCUACGAGAUCUCGACACGCCCGUGGCUCUACGAGCUCUCGCUCAAGUACAACCGGCCCAUGUCGCUCGACGAUCCCUCGGUGCAUAUGGCCUGA
Saprolegnia parasitica CBS 223.65 is the source of this 159-nucleotide messenger RNA. RefSeq lists its product as hypothetical. The transcript is spliced from 2 exons. NCBI's taxonomy places the organism in Eukaryota, Oomycota, Saprolegniomycetes, Saprolegniales, Saprolegniaceae. The record is from RefSeq and is a predicted model, not a curated record. The coding region runs from base 1 to 159 and encodes 52 amino acids.